ACCAGUAGGAACGAUUGUCCGCGGCCCCACAGUGCAGGCGCCGCGAGCCGGGGGCCGAACAUGAGGGGAGGCCGCUGUCCAUGGCGGAUGUGAGAGACGUUGGAGCCGAGUUUGGAGUCAGAGACUGACGGGGAAUAAGGGGAGAGGAGAGUCCCCUCUCAGGCACUCCACCAUGGCUACCUCGUCAGAAGAGGUGCUGCUGAUUGUGAAGAAGGUUCGCUAUAAGAAGCAGGAUGGGGCUCUGUACCUGAUGGCGGAGCGCGUGGCGUGGACCCCAGAGGGGAAGGACCGCUUUGUCAUCAGUCACAUGUAUGCAGACAUCCGGUGUCAGAAGAUCAGCCCUGAUGGGAAGGCCAAAGUUCAGCUGCAGCUGGUGUUACACACGGGCGAUGCCACAAACUUUCACUUCACCAAUGAAAGCAGUGCGGGCGCAUCAGCCAGGGACCGAGAUGCUGCCAAGGAUCUGCUUCAGCAGCUGCUGCCUAAGUUCAAGAAGAAAGCAAACAAGGAACUGGAGGAGAAGAACAGAAUGCUGCAGGAGGACCCGCUGCUCUUUCAGCUCUACAAGGAUUUGGUUGUGAGUCAAGUGAUCAGCGCUGAAGAAUUCUGGGCCAAUCGGCUGAGUGGCAGCUCGGUGGAUAACGCUGUAUCUGCUAACAAGCAGGAUAUUGGCAUCUCCGCGGCGUUCCUGGCUGACGUGCGACCGCAGACUGAUGGCUGUAAUGGCCUCCGGUACAAUCUGACCUCAGACAUCAUUCAGUCCAUCUUCAGGACGUAUCCCGCAGUGAAACAGAAGUAUGCAGAGAACGUCCCGCACAACAUGACGGAAAAAGAAUUCUGGACACGCUUCUUCCAGUCGCAUUAUUUCCACAGGGACAGGAUCAACUCUGGAUCCAAAGAUCUCUUCUCGGAGUGCGCCAAGAUCGACGAGAAAGGGUUGAAAGUUCUAGUCAGUCAGGGAGUGAGGAACCCGCUCGUGGAUCUGACAUCACUCGAGGACAAGUCACUGGAUGAGGGAUAUGGGACCUCGUGCGGCACGUCCUCCUCCAAAUCUGUCAAAGAGAACAGCAACGCCGCCAUCAUCCGCCGUUUCAACCAUCACAGCGCCAUGGUGCUGGCUGCCGGCCUCCGCAAACAAGAAACACAAAAUGAUCAUAACAGUGAGACCAGCAGCACAGACGGGAAUUCACAUGAUUCUGACUGUUUCCAGCUGCCGGUCAAAAAGGUAAAGUUACAGGAAGCCAUAGAGUAUGAAGACCUAGAGGAGAAGAACACGAGGAGGACGUAUGCACUAAAUCUGAAGAAAGCUGACAGAUACUUUCACGGUCCAACUCCUGUUCAGUCCCAGCAAUACGCCUCCAGCCAGGAGAUCAUUAACUCAGUGCACUGUAUCCGGCAGGAGAUGGCUGCUUAUUCUCCCAAACUUACUCAGGUUUUGUCCAGUAGUGCAGCCAGCACUGCCAUCACGGACCUUUCACCUGGUGGCGUGCUCAUGCAGGGAGGGACAUCGCAAUCGAUCAACCAGAUGGUGCCGGCGGAUGUGCAGGUGGAGCUGAAGCACUUGUACGUGGCUGUAGCUGAGCUGCUGAGACACUUCUGGUCCUGUUUUCCUGUCAAUACACCGUUCCUGGAGGAUAAGGUGGGGAAGAUGAUGAACAACCUGGAGAGGUUUCAGAUAACAAAGCUGCGACCAUUUCGAGAGAAGCUGCAAAAGCAAUACAUCAACACCAACCUGGCUGGUCACUUGGAGGAUAUGGUGAACGUGGCCUACAAUAAGUUCCAUGCCUGGCAGUCAAAGCGAAUGCUGAAGAAGACGUGAUGCUACUUUGCUUUGGAGACGUUUUGCGAGCGCGCGAGAGAGAGAGAGAGAGAGCAAGCAAGCGAGAGGGAGGGCGUCACCCGCAAAGCCCCAGCAAAACCCACCGUAAGCUCACCCACCGGCUCUGGCGGAUCGCGAGCUGGGGUUGCUGUGGCAUUGGAAAGGCUGGAUGUAAUUUAUGGAGCUGCACAUUGGGAGACACAAAUGCAAUAAAGAUGGACCACUCCGGGUGACUGCGGUGACCUGACCAAACCAAACCAGGAGAGCCAUGGGGGCAGGUCACCGGCUACCCAGCCACGAAAGGGGCAGCUGCUCUCUGCACCGAGGCUCUGUCAGUGAUAACGGAGCACCUUCAGCAAUGGUCUUUCUAGCAUCCACUUUUUUUUUUCCUCCCUCCUGUUUUGUGUACACUUUUAAACGGGGAGGAGGGGGGGGUGGGGGGGGGAGACGAUGGCACAAUGUAAAUUGUAAACCCUUUUUUUUUCACAAGUGUCGCCUUCUGACUUUGAAGUCUGUUUGUAACAGAGGGAGAAAAGAGACUCGAUGUGGAUAUUUUAAUUUUAAAUAAAGAAUAAAUGUCAAAA
This is a messenger RNA of Callorhinchus milii (elephant shark), 2403 nucleotides long. RefSeq names its product general transcription factor IIH, polypeptide 1 (gene gtf2h1). The coding region runs from base 173 to 1819 and encodes 548 amino acids. The record is from RefSeq and is a predicted model, not a curated record. Gene Ontology annotation, cellular component: transcription factor TFIIH core complex; transcription factor TFIIH holo complex. Lineage: Eukaryota; Metazoa; Chordata; Chondrichthyes; Chimaeriformes; Callorhinchidae. Gene Ontology annotation, biological process: transcription by RNA polymerase I; nucleotide-excision repair; transcription by RNA polymerase II. The transcript is spliced from 15 exons.